Molecule: messenger RNA, 3452 nt
Organism: Spinacia oleracea (spinach)
Lineage: Eukaryota; Viridiplantae; Streptophyta; Magnoliopsida; Caryophyllales; Amaranthaceae
Product: potassium channel AKT1
Exons: 12
Coding region: 138-2786 (882 amino acids)
Biological process (GO): potassium ion transport; transmembrane transport
Cellular component (GO): membrane
Molecular function (GO): voltage-gated potassium channel activity; protein binding
Source: RefSeq, a predicted model, not a curated record
GCUCUAAAAUUGAAACGAAGCGUGUAAGAAGCAGAAAUGGAGGAGGAACAGAAACAGGGGAUUUAGGGGAGGCGAGAAAAAUAGGAAGAGAGAAAAUACAAAAGAUUGAGAGAGAAAUUCAAGGAAUAGAGAAAAUUAUGAAAAGUUGGUUAGAGGCGUCAUCAUGUGGUGGUGGUGGUGGUGGUAGAGGAGGAGAAGGGAGAAAGAAGGUAGACAUUGAUGAACCUGUAGAGCUAGCUUCCAUUGAUGGAACUAGCGCGUAUAGUCUCUCUAAUGGCAUACUUCCUUCUCUCGGCGCUCGUAGCAACCGCCGUGUUGUGCUCCGCCCCUACAUUGUCUCUCCUUUUCUUCCCCAAUAUAAAUGGUGGGAGUCAUUUCUGGUACUUUUGGUUUUGUAUACUGCAUGGGUGUCUCCCUACGAAUUUGGAUUCAUUCGAAGCCCAAUCAAAGUCCUUUCUAUUGCUGAUAAUAUUGUGAAUGGAAUAUUUGGUAUUGAUAUUGUUUUGACCUUCUUUGUUGCGUAUCUUGAUUCACAAACUUUCCUACUUGUUGAUGAUCAUAAGAAGAUUGCUUGGAGGUAUUUGAGAAGCUGGUUUAUUUUAGAUAUCAUAUCAACAGUUCCUUCAGAACUUGGGGAGAAGAUACUCCCUCACAGUCUCCAGGCCUUUGAUGGUCUUUUCAAUAUGCUACGCCUUUGGCGUCUCCGUAGAGUCAGUAAGAUGUUCUCAAGAUUGGAGAAAGAUCGAAACGUAAACUAUUUUUGGAUUCGAUGCUUGAAGCUAGUUGUUGUGACUCUUUUUACGGUUCAUUGUGCUGCCUGCUUUUACUAUUUCAUUGGUACUCAUUAUCCUGACCCAACAAAAACUUGGAUUGCUCUUGAAAUGGACAACUUUAAAGACGCGGAUCUGUGGUUGCGUUAUGUAACAUCAAUCUACUGGUCAAUCACCACGCUCACCACAACUGGUUAUGGUGAUUUGCACCCUGUGAAUACAUGGGAGAUGAUCUUUGAUAUUUUUUAUAUGUUCUUCAAUCUUGGAUUGACUGCAUAUUUGAUAGGAAAUAUGACAAACUUAGUGGUUCAUGGGACUAGCAGAACUAGAACAUUCAGGGACACAAUUCAAGCAGCCUCCAGUUUUGCAGUGAGGAAUAGACUUCCUAUUCGCUUACAAGACCAAAUGGUUGCUCACUUAUGUUUGAAAUACAGAACUGAUUCUGAAGGUUUGCAACAGCAAGAAAUUCUUGAAUCCCUUCCCAAGGCAAUUAAGUCAAGUAUUUCACAUUAUCUUUUCUAUUCGCUGCUUGAUCAUGUGUAUCUGUUCCGUGGAGUAUCAAAUGACUUGCUUUUCCAGCUGGUUUCAGAGAUGAAAGCCGAGUACUUCCCUCCCAAAGAAGAUGUAAUUUUGCAGAAUGAGGCACCUACUGAUCUAUAUGUACUAGUCUCUGGUGCAAUGGAAUUUAUCAUCCAUAAAAAUGGAACUGAACAGAUUGUUAACGAGGUUUACUCAGGAGGUGUGUGCGGGGAGAUAGGUGUUCUUUGUUAUAGACCACAACUCUUUACCGUUCGUACCAAGAGAUUAUGUCAGCUGUUGCGUCUGAAUCGUACUGUUCUUCUGAAUGUUGUUCAGGCAAAUGUUGGGGAUGGAGCAAUCAUCAUGAACAAUCUCCUAGAGCAUUUAAAAGAGCAGAAGGAUUCACUGAUGCAAACUGUUCUUAGAGAAAUAGAAAACAUGCUAGCUCACGGUCGAAUGGAUUUGCCCCUCAGUUUAUGUUUUGCAGCCACAAGAGGAGAUGUACCAUUGUUGCAACAUUUGCUGAAACGAGGUUCUGAACCAAAUGAGGCGGAUAUGAAUGGGCGCACUGCUCUGCACAUUGCAGCUGCAAAUGGGACUGAAAAUUGUGCCAUUGUCCUUCUAGCACAUGGAAUAGAUCCAAAUAUUAAUGAUUCAGAAGGGAAUGUUCCACUUUGGGAUGCAAUAUUGGGGAGGCACGACGCUUUGAUCAGGCUUCUAGUAGAGCAGGGUGCUACACUAGCAUUUGGUGAUGCAGCUCAGUAUGCCUGUUAUGCAGUAGAGCAAGAUAACUUUGAUCUGCUUAAGGAUGUUGUUCGGUACGGUGGAGAUGUAACUUUGGCCAAGAGCAAUGGAUCUACAGCUCUUCAUGCUGCGGUUCCUCACGGAAAUCCUAAAAUAGUAGAGUUCCUUUUGACGAAAGGGGCAGGAAUGGACAUUCCUGAUAUGCAUGGAUGGACACCAAGGGGUUUGGCCGAUUUCCAUGGGAAUGAAGAAAUUAAGGCAUUAUUUCGUUCCAAAGAAGAGGGUAGUUCACAAUCAGUUGUUAUGGUGUCCGACAAGGAAACUGAUCCUACUUUUAUCAAGAAUAUUAAGACAGAUUCGGAUGUUACUCCACGUACAAGUGAAGUAACUUGGGGUAACAAGCAGCCUCGUCGCCAGGUGAACACGUAUCGAAAUUCCCUAUUUGGGAUCAUGUCUGCUGCUGCUGCUAGAGUUGAGGCACAAAGUGAUGGUGGUAAUUUCCCAAACUCUGCGUUUCUGGGAAACCAACCUGCUAGAGUGAUACUGAGAUGUCGUGGAUGGGAUGAAGCAACCAAGCUUGUAAUGUUGCCUGAGACGAUGAAAGAACUACUUGAAAUAGGCAGCAAUAAAUUUGGACGGCAUUGUAGUAAAGUAACAACUUCAGAAGGAGCUGAAAUCGAUGAGAUAGAGCUCAUUAGAGACGGUGACCAACUUUGUCUCGUAUGUGAAGAAAACAAUACGCCUGAAAGCUAGUACGUAAUUGGUCAUGUUUAUUUGCUUCAGAAAAGAAUUGAAUGGCUUCUGCCUGCUGCCUGCUGCCUGCUGGAGUUGGGAGGAAAUAUAACAUCCAAAAGCAAGAUUUGAGACAGGCAGAUAGGUUUUGUAAGAAAUGGUUCAUGUACUUUACUGUACCAGAGUCCAGAGGGGUUGGUGAGUGGUGAUUCAAUUUUUAUUGGUCAUUUUUGUGGUAUUCAUCCUUACUGCUUGUAUAUUGAUGAGAAAACUCAAGUCCUGGAGGGAAAUGUAAAAUUAACCGCAACCCUAUGAUCGAUUCCAAUGGUUUCUGAUUGUUCAUAAUUCGAGUACAUAAAAUUGUUGAUUGUUACUUAAUAAAUUGGAUUUCGGGGUGAAGUUAUUAUAUUGUUGCUGUGAGGGAAAUAAGGCAAUAAAUUGAUUGGAAUAUAUGUAGGGGAGUUGAUCAAGAACAAAAGAUCAAAAUCACUCUUGAGGUCAUCUCAAGCGCUUACUAGGAUUCUUCAUGAAUCAUGAUGAUGACAUUGUUGGUGUUGUUAUGCUAUGUUUAAUUAUUACUCCGUAUGUAAGUAAUGUUUUAGUCAAUUUUUUAAUGAAUUUAAGAGUAAUGUUUGGCAAGCUAGGGUUUUUAUUUCAUCAAUCUAUCAUUUAAUGUUUUUUUAAUCA